Molecule: messenger RNA, 5053 nt
Organism: Patella vulgata (common limpet)
Lineage: Eukaryota; Metazoa; Mollusca; Gastropoda; Patellidae
Product: dihydropyrimidine dehydrogenase [NADP(+)]
Exons: 22
Coding region: 110-3220 (1036 amino acids)
Biological process (GO): thymine catabolic process; uracil catabolic process
Cellular component (GO): cytosol; cytoplasm
Molecular function (GO): NADP binding; iron-sulfur cluster binding; uracil binding
Source: RefSeq, a predicted model, not a curated record
GAUGAUAAUCACAGCGAAAGUAGGACACCAAGAAGUGGAUGGUAAAUAAAUAAGCUCGGCAGAGGAAUAGACUUCACAAUAAUUCCACUGUAAAGGCAGUCCACUUAACAUGACGCAUAACCUGAGUAAAGAUGUUCCUGAUAUAGAGAAUAUCCUGAACUUAAAUCCUAAAGUCAGACAUCAUGCAAAACUUGUACCAAGUGCACAAACAAAACAAAAUAAAAGGCAUUGGAAACGGAAUACAGACAAAUCUUGCUCCAAAUGUGAACCAUUAACUCAAAAUUUUGAUGACAUUAAGCACACUACACUUAGUGAGAGAGCUGCUUUAAAAGAGGCUGCAAGAUGUUUGAAAUGUGCCGAUGCACCAUGUCAGAAAAGUUGCCCAACACAACUUGAUGUCAAAUAUUUUAUCGGAUGCAUUUCUAAUAAGAAUUUCUAUGGUGCUGCCAAAUCCAUCCUUUCUGAUAAUCCAUUAGGAUUAACAUGUGGAAUGGUUUGCCCUACAAGUGAUCUUUGUGUAGGAGGAUGUAAUCUAUAUGCAUCAGAGGAAGGUCCUAUAAAUAUUGGAGGUUUACAGCAAUUUGCAACUGAGAUAUUUAAAGCUAUGAAAAUUCCACAAAUACGAGAUCCAAACCUUACUCCUAGAGAUCAGUUACCUAAAAGCUAUGGGUCAAAGAUUGCCUUAUUAGGAUGUGGUCCUGCCACCAUCAGUUGCGCCACUUUUCUGGCACGUUUAGGAUAUUCAGAUAUCACAGUUUUUGAAAAGAAUGAAUAUAAUGGAGGAUUGAGUUCCUCUGAAAUCCCUCAGUUCCGUCUUCCAUACAGUGUUGUAGAUUUUGAGGUGGCAUUGAUGAAAGAUUUAGGAGUGAAGAUUGUAUGCGGUAGGUCAUUGAGUAGCAAAGACAUUACAUUAUCAUCAUUAAAAGCAGAUGGUUAUAAAGCUGCAUUUAUAGGUAUAGGUCUGCCAGACUCCAAAAGAAUUCCUAUUUUUGAAGGACUUACAGUUGAACAAGGAUUUUAUACCUCAAAGACAUUUUUACCAGUUGUAUCUCAGGCUAGUAAGGCUGGUAUGUGUAGCUGUAAAUCUGUAUUACCUCGUCUAAAUGGAAAUGUGAUUGUGUUGGGAGCUGGAGACACAGCCUUUGAUUGUGCAACAUCUGCUUUACGGUGUGGAGCCAAAAGAGUUUUUGUUGUGUUCAGAAAAGGUUUUACAAAUAUUAGAGCUGUACCAGAAGAGAUGGAGCUUGCACGGGAGGAAAAAUGUGAAUUUCUGCCAUUUAUGUCACCGCAAAAAGUUUUGUGUUCUAAUGGUAGAAUAAAUGCAAUGGAAUUCGCACGCACGGAACAGGAUGAGGAGGGAAACUGGGUUGAAGACGAAGAACAAAUUAUUAGAAUUAAAGCCAACUUUGUUAUUUCUGCUUUUGGCUCUGGCCUUGUUGACAAAGAUGUUAUUAAAGCUUUAGAACCGAUUAAAUUGAACAAAUGGCAGCUACCAGAAGUGAACACUAACACAAUGGAAACAAGUGAAUCCUGGGUAUUUUGUGGUGGUGAUAUUGCAGGUGUAGCACAAACAACUGUAGAAAGUGUAAAUGAUGGUAAAUGUGCAUCUUGGUAUAUUCAUCGAUAUUUACAGAGUUUAGAUAAUGUGAAUAUUCCAAGUGAACCUAGUUUACCAAACUUUUACACUCCUAUUGAUCAAGUUGAUAUCAGUGUGGAAAUUUGUGGCCUUAAAUUUUCUAAUCCAUUUGGAUUAGCAAGUGCUCCUCCAACAACUACUAGUGCCAUGAUACGUAGAGCAUUUGAACAAGGUUGGGGUUUUGCUCUUACCAAAACAUACGCUUUAGAUAAGAACAUUGUUACAAAUGUGUCUCCAAGAAUUGUCAAAGGUACCACCUCAGGUCAUUUGUAUGGACCAGGGCAAGGAUCUUUCCUAAAUAUUGAACUUAUCAGUGAGAAAACAGCAGCUUAUUGGUGUCAGAGUGUAACAGAACUGAAGAAAGAUUUUCCAGAUAAGAUUUUAAUUGCCAGUAUUAUGUGUGGUUACAGUCAAGAAGAUUGGACCGUGCUAGCACAGAUGUCUGAGGCUGCUGGAGCAGAUGCCUUGGAGUUGAAUUUAUCAUGUCCACAUGGUAUGGGAGAAAGAGGAAUGGGUUUAGCUUGUGGCCAGGACCCGGAAUUAGUGAGGAAUAUUUGUAGAUGGGUGAGGCAAGCUGUCAAGAUACCUUUCUUUGCUAAAUUAACACCAAAUGUUACAAAUAUUGUUGUUAUAGCACAAGCUGCUUAUGAAGGUAAAGCAGAUGGUGUAACAGCUACAAAUACUGUUUCUGGUUUAAUGGGUUUAAAAUCUAAUGCAACAGCAUGGCCAAGUAUUGGAAAAGAACAUAAAACAACUUAUGGUGGUGUUUCUGGUAAUGCUAUAAGACCUAUAGCAUUGAGGGCAGUAUCAGCCAUAGCUAAUGCUAUACCAGGCUUCCCUAUUUUAGCAACUGGUGGCAUAGAUUCAGCAGAGGCUGGUAUUCAGUUUUUACAAGCUGGUGCCAGUGCUCUACAGGUCUGUAGUGCAAUACAAAAUCAAGAUUUUACCAUAGUUGAAGACUAUAAAUCAGGCUUACAAACUCUUCUUUACCUGAAGUCCAUCAAAGAACUUCAUGAUUGGGAUGGCCAGAGUCCCCCAACACCAAAACAUCAGUUAGGAAAGCCCAUACCUAAAAUAAAAGAUAUUAUUGGAGAGAGUUUACCAUUUUUUGGAGAGUACAAAAAGAAACGUAAAGAAGCUAUUGCUAAUACUAAGGUUAAAAUAGAUCUGUUAGAUGAUAUCUAUAAACCAGAACCAGUUAGACCAGCUAAUCAACCUAAAGUACCAGUACCUAAAAUUAAGGAUCUGAUAGGAAACGCCUUACCUAUGAUUGGUAGUUAUGGUGAUCUAGAUAAUAAACAACAGGUUGUAGCCUUGAUUGAUGAUGAUAUGUGUAUUAAUUGUGGAAAAUGUUAUAUGACAUGUAAUGAUAGUGGAUAUCAAGCCAUUGUAUUUGAUCAAUCGACACAUUUACCUCGAGUAAAUCAAGAUUGUACUGGUUGUACACUUUGUGUGUCUGUAUGUCCAAUCAUUGAUUGCAUAACCAUGGUUAAAAGAGAAGUUGAGUAUGUACCUAAAAGAGGAAUUCCUCUUAAUACCAGUGGAGUCUCAUCUACAGCUGCUAUUGUUCUUAAUACAAAUUAACAAAAAAAUUCAAAGUUAACAUUGUAUUUUAUGAAAUGGUAUGUGAAGUAUGAUACAAAUCAAUCUUGUCAAAUUUUUGAAUAGUACCAUUGAGAUGGGGAUAAAACAUUUAAUUAUUUAGUUUGAUUAAUUGAUAUAUGAUCAUCUUUUUGUAUACGGUAUGUUGUCUUGUCUAUUUCUUAAAAUGUUGAUUUUGUUUUUCUGAUUUGUUGAUUAGUAUUUUAAUUAUUCAUAAACUAUGACAGCAUCACCAUUUAAAUAUAACUUGUUAGGUGGUAUGAAGAUAAAUAUAGAAACAUUUAAAUCUUUCAUUAUUGUGGGUUAUAGUAAAGAUGUGUAUGCUUUAAAGACGUGUUUACGAAUAUAAAGUAAUAAUACAUUGAUAAUCAAAGAAUUCUCAAGGGUACACCAGUUAACUCAUCCCUCCAAAAUAUUCAUUCAUUUUGUUGGUUAUGGUUUAAUUUAUAUUGAUGUAAAAAUCAAUCAUAGUUUUAUUUUUGUUAUUGGCAUACACUUACAAUUUUUAGCAUUGGUUACUUACAUUUCAUUAUCUUAUAAAUUGUUAUAUUGUAAAUGAUCUUGUCUAUUCAAUGGUGAUUGUGUAAUUAAAGCUAUAAAUUAAUGUGCAUUUUGUGUUUUUUCCCAAAAACUCUCAGGGACAUUUUUUUAUAUGCCCACAGUGAACACUAUAUAUAAGACUACAGCAAAUUUUGUCAUUCAAUCCAUUUAAAAUAUAUGUUGUUUACAUUAGUGAGAUGAAAAAGCCCAUGAAAUUUCAGUGAUCUCUAGUAAUAACUUCCAGAUGAAUAAUGCUUGAUCACACUGUAGAAUGUUGGGAAUGCUCUUAGAACUAAAACCGUCUGCUCUAAAAUUUAUGCGUUAUUUAAAUUACUAAAACAAAGUAGCAUAUCAAAUCUCAGCAAUUUCUGAUAAUAUUAUAAUUCUGGAAUGAUAAACCUGUUAUAGAAUCUUGUAUAUGCUUUAGUUCAACAAAGUUUAUCACAUUUUUUUGUUUUCUUUAUUGGGAUAAAAAAUGUUUCAAUUUACUACUAUUUCUGAUAAUUGCUUCAAGAGUUAUAUUGAUAACAUCAUAGAAUCCAAUCUGAAUAAAACACAGAUCCUAUUUCGUUUCUUUUUUUAUAGUUCAAAAUUUCGUUUUACUUUUUUUCACAACACUAGGAUCUGGAAGAGUUGCUAUAUAACCCACGUUCUGGUUGAAGUGAGGGAUUAGCCAAUGAAACCAUCUGUUACGGUGACUUCUUGGCGUGCAAUGCACGGAACUGUGGGUAAACCACUAGAAACGUCAACACUGAUUGAUUAAUCAAUGUCUGACGUCAUAGGGUAAAAAACUGCUUGUACGACCCCUGGCGCGACAUUCCACUAAAACCAGUCCGAUCUUCAUGUAGUGUAGGCCAUCGAAAGUAUGAAAAAACAAAACGAAAUAUAAAUCUGUAUUUUAAUCAGAUUGCAUAGAAUCUUGUCAGCGCUCCAGUGAUAUUUAAAGUAUAAAGAUUUUAUCAAAAGUGACAACCUUUAUGGACUGCUUGGACUUGGCUGCUGUGGGCAUGUUGGUUGUCUGGCAGUCUAUCUUCAUAAAAAGUGUCUCUUUAAAAAUUGUCCCUCCGAACCUCAAUAAUUUUGCCCAAAAUUUAAUAAAUAUAAUUAUGAAUGUAUGAUCCUAUGAAAUUUAAUUAAAUGCCUCUACAAAGUGUGCCUUUCUUUUAUUAUUGGUAUUGAAGAAUUUACUAUUGAUGAACUAUUUUCUUCAGAAUAAAUUUAGGCAUUUAUAAUGUAUUUUUUGUUACAGUAUUAUUAUAGGCCUAUAUAUAUAUA